Molecule: messenger RNA, 1128 nt
Organism: Arabidopsis lyrata subsp. lyrata
Lineage: Eukaryota; Viridiplantae; Streptophyta; Magnoliopsida; Brassicales; Brassicaceae
Product: secretory carrier-associated membrane protein 4
Exons: 12
Coding region: 127-978 (283 amino acids)
Biological process (GO): protein transport
Cellular component (GO): trans-Golgi network membrane; recycling endosome membrane
Source: RefSeq, a predicted model, not a curated record
AACCAAAUAAGAGAGUAAAGAAGUCGUCGUCGUUUGUUUCAUUUCUCUGUCUCUUUUUGUUUCUUAACUCUCCCCGGAUCUCUCGGCCGAUAUUGUGAAAAACUAUUAAGAUCUGAAAAGUGAACAAUGAGUCGCCACCACGAUCCCAAUCCCUUCAACGAGGAAGAAGAAGAAGAAGAAAUUGUCAAUCCCUUCUUGAAAGGAGCUGGUGGCGUUGGAAGGGUUCCUGCGUCAUCUAGGCCACUUGGAUUUGGCAGUAACCUUUAUUCUACCGUCCAUAUACCAUUGGAUAGGGUGAAUGACUCUAAACAGAUAGAGCUUUCUGAUUGGGAAGCACAACUUAGGAACAGAGAAAUGGAUGUUAAACGAAGAGAAAAUGCUAUUUCUAAGUCUGGUGUGCAGAUAAACGAUAAAAAUUGGCCGUCCUUUUUCCCAAUUAUACACCACAACGAGAUACCACUUCAUGCACAAAAACUGCAGUACCUGGCUUUUGCUAGUUGGUUAGGUCUAGUUUUCUGUCUCAUAUUCAAUGUCAUCGCAGUAAUAGUCUGCUGGAUUGAAGGCGCAGGUGGUUAUAUCUUUUUUCUUGCCACAAUCUAUGCGUUUCUUGGAUGUCCAGUUUCAUAUGUCUUAUGGUACAAGCCUCUCUACCUAGCAAUGAGGACUGACAGUGCUUUGAAGUUCGGUUGGUUCUUUUUCUUCUACCUGAUUCACAUUGGCUUCUGCAUAUUUGCUGCCAUUGCUCCUCCUAUCAUUUUCGAUGGACAAUCAUUAACGGGUGUACUAGCAGCAAUAGAUGUAAUCUCUGCCAGUUUAUUAGCCGGAAUCUUCUACUUUGCCGGCUUUGGUUUCUUCUGCAUGGAGUCACUUCUGAGUCUGUGGGUUCUCCAGAAAACAUACCUCUUCUUCAGAGGAAACAAGGAUACAACAAUGCAAAUACUAGAGCAAUACAGUACUCUCAAAAUACCACCCUUUUAGAAGGUUUGAUUAUACCACCUUACAACUAAUGUAAUUACCAUUGUGUCAUUGUCUGCGAUUAAACUCUGUUGUGUAGUGUUGUGUGUAAGUAGUCGUAGUGGCAAAAGAGAUAAUGUGUUCUAUUACGUUUAUGAUUCAACAUUUUGGGGG